Molecule: messenger RNA, 726 nt
Organism: Myotis lucifugus (little brown bat)
Lineage: Eukaryota; Metazoa; Chordata; Mammalia; Chiroptera; Vespertilionidae
Product: HRAS-like suppressor 3
Exons: 4
Biological process (GO): N-acylphosphatidylethanolamine metabolic process
Cellular component (GO): cytoplasm
Molecular function (GO): glycerophospholipid phospholipase A1 activity; A2-type glycerophospholipase activity
Source: RefSeq, a predicted model, not a curated record
CCACUGGACAAGGGUAGAAACCAUCCUCAGCUUCACGCAGGAACAAGCAGAGGCACAGAGUUGGCGCCCGGAUUACAGAACCCAGAGCCCAACCCUGGAGACCUGAUUGAGAUUUUCCGCCCCUUCUACAGACACUGGGCCGUCUACGUUGGUGAUGGAUAUGUGGUCCACCUGGCCCCCCCAAGUGAAAUCGCGGGAGCGGGGGCGGCCAGCCUCAUGUCCGCCCUGACCGACAAGGCCAUAGUGAAGAAGGAGCUGCUUUAUUUUGUUGCCGGGAAAGACAAGUACCAUGUCAACAACAAGCAUGACCAGAAGUACUCCCCGCUGCCUCCCAGCAAGAUUGUGCAGCGGGCGGAGGAGCUGGUGGGGCAGGAGAUGCUCUACAAGGUGACCAGUGAGAACUGUGAGCACUUCGUGAACGAGCUGCGCUAUGGAGUCCCCCGCAGCGACCAGGUCAGAGAUGCCCUCAUGGCGGCUGGCAUCGCAGGAGUGGGCUUGGCAGCCGUGGGCCUCAUCGGAGCUGUGAUCUCAAGAAACAAGCGACAAAAGCAAUAAGUUGAAGGGACUGUCCUGACAGCAAUUACUUUAUACAUUAACAGGAACUUGUUUUGCUAGAGGUUUUGAGGUUUGGUUUAUGGCUUUCAUUCUGUUUUUAUAAUAAGGCAUAUUUUCACAGAAUUAAAUACAGCCCAAUAAAGGAGGAUUUUAUUGGGGGAAAUGCAGCCA